Molecule: messenger RNA, 519 nt
Organism: Huiozyma naganishii CBS 8797
Lineage: Eukaryota; Fungi; Ascomycota; Saccharomycetes; Saccharomycetales; Saccharomycetaceae
Gene: VMA22
Product: Vma22p
Exons: 1
Coding region: 1-519 (172 amino acids)
Biological process (GO): vacuolar proton-transporting V-type ATPase complex assembly
Cellular component (GO): Vma12-Vma22 assembly complex; extrinsic component of endoplasmic reticulum membrane
Source: RefSeq, a predicted model, not a curated record
AUGUCACAGAAAGAACAUGAUGCCCCAUAUAUAGAUGUUUUGAAACAACUGUCUCAGUAUGACUAUCUACUCGAACAAUUGCAACAAAAUAUGGCGGACGGUUUCUUCAGAUUAUCACGCGCGAAUUUUCACAAUAAGGACUCCUUGAGAGGAAGGUAUGGACAAGAUUAUUACGACCAUUCAUAUGUGGGUCAAUGGACCGUUUUGAUCCAUGACAAUGAGCACGUCACGUUGGAGAAACUACAGUUAGAGGAGGAAUCCAGCGAUGACGAAGUGGAUGAUGACGAUAAACUUCGAGAAAGGAAAAUCUCGCAGACCACAACAGAGAAACCCACCAAAAAGCUACAAGGAACUUAUGAUCCAAUACUUAUGUUUGGCGGUGGACUUUCUGCUCCAUCGAGCCUGAGACAAACACAAACUAGUUUCAAAAACUGUCUACCAAUCCUUAUUCAACUCAUUAAUUGCAAAAAUGAAGCACGUAAACUUUGUGCACUAUUAGAGGCCACCAAAACUACUUAG